AAACUGCCUGGAAUUCUUGACACUUUGCCUUCAACUCGCUGAAAACGAACAAUCCCUUCUGUUAGUUCUUUAACAACAGUCAAUAAAUUCUUAACUAAAAAUGGCCGGAGAAAACGUUGACGAAACCAAGCUUAAGGGAUUGUCCCGAAUUUUCAACGGCGAGACCAUUAGAGGACGGGCCAAUGUUGCAAAGGCUACCUACGCCGGCAUCGGGCUGCUCAUCCUGUACUUCUCGUUGAAGCCGUCGAAAAAGUGAAGGAUGUAGCCGAUUUGUUAGGAUAAGGCCAAAACCGCAAUACAAAUUACAUCCCGUCUCUUUAGUGUUACGGUCGAAACAGUGAAAAAAUACAUAUUAUGCAACAGUGCUGAAAA
Ochlerotatus camptorhynchus is the source of this 372-nucleotide messenger RNA. RefSeq names its product Neb-cGP (gene Neb-cGP). The transcript is spliced from 3 exons. The record is from RefSeq and is a predicted model, not a curated record. The coding region runs from base 101 to 256 and encodes 51 amino acids. Lineage: Eukaryota; Metazoa; Arthropoda; Insecta; Diptera; Culicidae.